AGUUCGUGUUCCUUCCUCUAUAGCUUUACUGAAAGCGCGGUAAUACUAUUCAAAUGCAGAUUGUGCAUAACUGCAAAUUUUAUAACCUUGAGUAGGGCGAGACAAAAAUGGGGCAAUCCUAAGGUCGGGCCUCGAUCAGUCACUGGUUGAUUUUUCUCUAACUAACUUUGCUGUUAGGAAUACCGGGUGAAAAAAAACAACCUUUGCCUCCCUGAAGUUGGUGUGAAACUAGGGUUAACGAGCAAUAGAUAGGCCUACGCUCAUAGCUCCGAACUGACAGAUACGUGUAGAUUCAACCCAACCGCUGGAGACAAUCUUUAAGUUUCUCACACCACAAGUAGGUGCAAUACGGUAAGGCGAUUUCUGAUCAUCCAACUGGGCUGGAUGAACUUGGAUUCCAAAAAGAGCAGAAAUCGGACCGACCAGAAAUCAAUCACGCAGACACGGGACAUCAUUGGAUUGCAGUAAGGAGACGCAGAAUUAUCCAGAUGGGUGCCCAUUUCAAGUGGAUUACUUUUGUCGUAAUGGCCGGUUGGUUGAGCGGUAGUCAAGCUGAUUUUUGUAACUCAUCAUCAAUUUCGAGUUACGACUGCGUCACAAAUGGGGAUGAGUCAGCGGCUACCUUUGAUUCAUGCAACCGAUCCAACACAUGCAUCAACCCAGGCAGGCCUACCGUGGCAACCGGGGAAUGCAACGGCGUAACAACACAGAUAUGCUCAACGGUCCGAAUACCAUAUGACCCACCGCUGAAAGACUCCUGUUCAAGUUCUCCCUGCGCAGAAGGCGGAAAGUGCAUAUCUCAACGAGAGGGCGUCCUGUGCUGUUACUGUAAUCCAGCAACGCCUCCGGCUUCCGACCCGGCUUGUUACGACCCUGCGAUAGUAAGUGUUUCGUCAAGAACACCCUGCGCUGCAAAGGACGGUGCACCACCAACGAUCGAUAGUUGCAACGAUGUGCGGACGAGCAAAACUGUAGUAAGCGAAAUCAUAUCUGACCUUGACGUCAAAGCUACCGAUAACGUUAACAACUCCCUGCCCAUACAUUGCGUUGAGACCAGCGGUGCAUUAAAUCUUACAAGCAACGACGCCACUUUCAACUGCACAGCAACUGAUACGGCUGGAGGAGAGGCUACCUGUACUUUCAACGUUGUUUUGGAAUUACAAACAGAAUUGCCAAAUAUGAGUACAUCAGAAUUGCCAAAUAUGAGUACAUCUCUACCUCCUAUGACCGGUGGGACUUGUUCCACGAGUUCAUCUGUCUACUACACGAGUCUGCUGCUGGGGGCGACUUGGCUAGUCGGGUUCCUGGCGGUUGAGUAGGUUACGCACCUACGUGUUCCAUUGG
Molecule: messenger RNA, 1344 nt
Organism: Patiria miniata (bat star)
Lineage: Eukaryota; Metazoa; Echinodermata; Asteroidea; Valvatida; Asterinidae
Product: extracellular matrix protein A-like
Exons: 7
Coding region: 489-1319 (276 amino acids)
Source: RefSeq, a predicted model, not a curated record